AUGUCAUUGGAUAAGAUGAAUGAUCCAAGAAAAGAAAGUAAUCGGGACGCUGAUAAUGAAGAGGACAAAUUAAGUCAAUUGCAGCGAUCGUUAGAGAGUAUUCAAAUAUGUCAAAAUUUCACAGCAUCACCACUAUCCAGCUGUCAGAAUGGCUCAUUCUCAACGCCAGUGCGAACUAUUAAGGUCAGAUGUCAUCCGAACGAAGUACCUUUCACAGUUCAUGGUGGUGCAGCACGCAAUCAGCUGAUCCUCAUCGAAUUCAUUCAUCAUCCUGAUCUGCUCAACGUUCUCCAUACGGACGAUGUCAUACUAUCAGUUGAUGGAAGGCAAAUAUCAGGGAUGCUGUUGAGUGAUGUUCAGUUGUUGUUGGAUGUUUCAUUUGUCACCAAAGAACUGAUCACUUUGGAAAUCAUCAACGGAGCAUCGAUUCCUAACGAUUUAACCGAAUUGCUAUCGAACAAGGAUUAUGCUGAACUUCAAAAAAUUAUUCGAAUUAACGUUUACCAGAAAACAGUUCCGUAUACGACACGUCCUCGAAAAGCCGAUGAAAUCGAUGGAGUACAUUAUCGUUUUGUGAAUGUAGCAUUUUUCAGUUAUCUCCAACAAACGAAUCAACUUCUUGAGUACGGCCAUUAUCAAGGUGAUCAUUCUAAUUGA
Messenger RNA from Anisakis simplex (herring worm), 657 nucleotides. The record is from the annotation of a GenBank genome assembly. NCBI's taxonomy places the organism in Eukaryota, Metazoa, Nematoda, Chromadorea, Rhabditida, Anisakidae.